AUGGCGACUGUUUGGCGGAGUUUCAAAUUUUUUGAGUUGGAGGUGUUGAAGGGGCCACUGAGCCGCAUGGAGAUGACGAGCUGCUGCUACGGCCAUAAGGCCAUUUUCGUCGGCGACGGCGAGGGGUUUGUGUACGCCUUAAACCGCGGCGGCACCGCAACGACGUUGGAGUUCUCCGCAUACAAGGGGGCUGUAACGCACAUGAAGCACAUACGAUCACGGAAUGUGCUUGUCACCAUCGGCGACGACGACGCGUUGAACACAGGCAUCAUGCGGGUGUGGAACUUGGACGCGGUGUCAGAGUCGGCCCCACCGUACAGAGAGCAUCGCCUUUUUAACGCGAAGCACCCACCGCCGUCUGAAAGCAUUGUUCUUCGUACCAACUACAACACGGAACUGAUGAACUCGCUGAAAUUCAGAGGACGAGACGGGGAUGCAGUGAACGCCAUCCCUGCGACGGCGUUUCGCACGGUUGUGGUGGACUUUGAUGUGUCGGAGGAUCUUCAGAAUGCCGCGGUGGCGCUCGUCAGCGAUGAGAUUGUUGCGCUGCGCGGCGACCUUGAGCACGAUCCCACCGUGAAAAUUUGUCGCAUUCGUAGUGGUGUGGCGCGUGGGGCCGUUGCUUUUGUCGGAUUCCCGGGGGCGAAGUUCACGCCACGCGCGGCGCAGGGCAAACAGCAUCUCUUUGGACUCGGUAUCGGGAAUCCCAACGCCAACGCCAAUAGCAGUAGCAUCAACUCAAGCACAGCGGUGGCGCACGCGUUGUACACCGUCUUUGCAGAUUGUGUGACGGUGUGGCAGGUGACAGGGGCAGCGGAGUACAAGGAGCACCGCUGUGACCCACCGUUUGGUGCGGCGCCGGAAUGCUGCUGCCUGACGGACGACGGUCAAUUAGUCGUUGCAAGCGCCACAAACGAUCAGAUAGCCGUAUUUGGCAGCGAAGCGGUGUUGUCGCCGUCAGCGCGGACGGCUGCCUCGCUUCCGGUAUUCGACCCCACACUUUUUGGUGCGGUGCACUUCGCGGAGGUGGAAGGGCACAAGCGGCGAAUUCUCGCCCACCGCAGUUACGUCGUCGUGCUAACGCAGAGCAGUACACGGUCGGAAAAAUUUACGCUGCAAUGCUACGACAUUUUGAACGGCCUGCGGUGUUUGAGCCGCACGCAGGAAAGCUCUUGCACCAACGCCGCGUGGGUAAUUGCCGAUGCGGCAGAUAUUCUUGUCGUUUGUCAGGAGGCGAAGCAUGAUGAGUUUGUGGCGCAACGCGUUAUGCGGCUGGUGGAGACGGAACUGCAGGCACGGCUUGAGCAACUUUUUCAGAAGGAGUGCUACGAUGUGGCGAAGCGAAUUGUGCGUCGGCUGCACGCCGCGGACGCCUCGCAGCAGAUGAGCAUACAGAAAAAGUACGGCGACUACCUCGUCUCGAAGGGGAAGUACGCGGAGGCCAUCGAUCAGUACAUUGAGGCUAUUGGCUUUCUUGAGCCUUCUUACGUCAUCCGCAUCUUCGUCAAUGGGCAACACACGGCAGAACUCACACGUUACUUGGAGGAGCUGCACCACACACGACACGGGAACCUCGCUAACCGCAGCCACACAACGCUGUUGCUGAAUUGUUACAUCAAGCUGCGUGAUGAGGCGAGGCUGUCGGAAUUCAUCCACCGCGAUGACAUUCGCUUUGAUGCGCACAAUGCAAUUGAGGUGUGUCGACAGGCGGGGUACUACGAUGCCGCGAUUUAUCUUGCGGAAAAAUACGCUCAGCCACACGACUACGUCAUCAUUCAGCUUGAGAACCUUCACAACCCGAAGAAGGCACUUGCGUUUAUUCGGACUUUGUGCGUUGACGACGCCGAGGCCAUCCUGCUGGAGGUCGGGAAGGAUCUUGCCGGAAUGGAGCCACGCGUCUGCACUGAAUUAUUGGCGGAGUUGUGUAUUCAGUGGAAAGGGCCUGCACGGCGUCUCGCAGAUCCUGCCCACACACAUCGCAGUUCCCCACAGGACUACGGCUUUCGUCUUCAACAGCAGCCAACACAUCAUCAUGUGCAACAGCAACAGCAAUCACGCCCGUCUCACCGUAGCGAGGCGAAGGACUUCAUGCACGUGUUUGUGGAUUCUCCUGUGUGUUUAUUGUACUUUCUGCGUGCGGUGGUGGAAAGCGGUGUGCUUGACGGCGGAGGCGAGUCGCAGCGGGUUGUGUACAACACCCUACUGGAGCUGUACAUGACGCGGGAACUGAAACAGUGCAUCCGCCACCAGGUCACGCCAGAGGGGGCGGAGGUGUACACAGUGGAACCGUAUGAAAGGCGGCUUGAACAAGCGUUGACAUUUAUUGAAGCGUACGCCGGUAGUUACGACGACUAUCAUGCCCUGGCACUGGCGGAACAACAAGAAUUUGAGGAAGGUGUGUUGUUAUUGUUGCAGCGUCUGCAUCUCUCCUCGGAUAUCAUGCAGUACUACGCGAAAAGGUUGGAGGAGGGUGCUACGCCAGCCAUACGACGGGCGGCGAGGGAGAAACUUAUCGAAACCUGCCGUUGUCGACUGAAUAGGGACGGUACCGACAAUGACAAUAAUAGUAAUAAUAACAAUAAUAAUACUAUUGGCGGUCCUGGUGCUGGCCAUAGUAGAGCGAAUAUUGAUAGCAGUAGGGGGAAGACGGAUGAAUCCACGAAGGAGUUGUGGCUAUCGCUUCUCUCGCUGCUUGUCCGCAGCCCGGAUACGGAGUGGCAAGACCUCGUGCAGGUGCUGCAAUACAUUGAGGAGCAGGAUCUCCUCUCUCCGCUAUCCGUGGUGGAGAUACUCAGCACGAACCCGAGGCUGCAGCUUUGCACAGUUCGCGAGUACGCGCUGCGGGUGAUGCGGAAGGACGAGCAGCGGACGGAGGCGUUCCACGUUCUUAUUGACACGCGGCUGAAGAAACUUAGGGAGUUGCAUGGCGAAAUUGACGCGCUGCAAACGAAAGCCACCGUUUUCCAGGCGCACAAGUGUUUUCACUGCCACGCCGCGCUGGACCUCCCGGUCGUGCACUUCAUGUGCCAACACUCUUUUCACCAGCGCUGCCUCAAUGACAUCACGGAGUGCAACGUCUGCGCCCCGGCCCACCGGCGGCUUGCCGCGGAGCAGCGCGAGGCGGAGGAGCGGCACGGGGAUCCCAAAAUAUUUUUUGAGCGUUUAGGCGCCGCUCAUGACGCGGAUGGGUUCUCUGUCGUAGCCGAGCAGUUUGGAAAAUGCAUUUUUGCCGCCCCACAACUGCGUAAAGAGGCAACGCUUUUUUUUGGCGACCCCAUGGUGCCCGGAGCCGUGAGUGCUGCGGGUGCUUAUGGUGGACGCAGCGGCCCCGCUAUAUCGAGUGAGGAUGAGGAUGAUUAUGAUGAUAUGAGACGAGCGGCAAUGGCAGACGGGGAAGAGGUGUACGAUGAGGACGGUGAGCUGCUAAGGCCGGAGGCCAUCGAAUUGUGGUAG
Molecule: messenger RNA, 3453 nt
Organism: Trypanosoma cruzi
Lineage: Eukaryota; Euglenozoa; Kinetoplastea; Trypanosomatida; Trypanosomatidae
Exons: 1
Coding region: 1-3453 (1150 amino acids)
Biological process (GO): vacuole organization; organelle fusion; vesicle-mediated transport
Cellular component (GO): HOPS complex; endosome
Molecular function (GO): protein-macromolecule adaptor activity; protein binding
Source: RefSeq, a predicted model, not a curated record